Messenger RNA from Vollenhovia emeryi, 994 nucleotides. RefSeq names its product protein I'm not dead yet-like. Gene Ontology annotation, molecular function: citrate transmembrane transporter activity; succinate transmembrane transporter activity. The transcript has 2 exons. The annotation marks the transcript as partial. The record is from RefSeq and is a predicted model, not a curated record. Gene Ontology annotation, biological process: citrate transport; monoatomic anion transmembrane transport. Gene Ontology annotation, cellular component: membrane. Lineage: Eukaryota; Metazoa; Arthropoda; Insecta; Hymenoptera; Formicidae.
AAUUCACAUAAACUUUUAAGGCUUUGUUUGCGCUUGUAUUUAUUAUUAUAUUUACAAAAAUCUAAUAAUAAUACUAACGAUAAUGUUAUAAAAUUCAUAGCUGCUAAAAGACCAAAAAGAUCCUCAGAGGGUUUGAUCACGUGGAAGGUAAUUGAGACUAAGAUGCCAUGGAGUCUGAUGUUUCUAUUAGGUGGCGGUUUCGCGAUCUCAAAAGGAAGUGUUGCGUCCUGUAUGGCAAAACGAGUCGGUGAAGCUCUAGUACCGCUUCGUUAUUUACCACCCAUUUUAAUACUUGUCGUAGUAUGUUUUUUCGAAGGCCUAUUAACGGAAUUUACUUCAAAUGUUGGUGUGGCGAAUAUUACUCUACCAGUAAUAGCACAGAUGUGCGUGGCAAUGGAGAUACAUCCUAUGUACUUGAUGAUACCAGCUACACUGAUGUGUUCGUUUUCGUUCCGGUUACCGGUUGGGACACCACCAAAUGCGAUUAUAACGAUUGCAGGACAUAUCCCAACCAGUUGGUUGAUCGCUGGAGGCUGCGUACCUGCAGUUUACAGUUUGAUAGUGGAAGUUAUUUUCUUCCCGACAUGGGGUGUUUUAGCUUAUGGAAUUAAAGAUUUUCCUGCUUGGGCCAGACAUGUUCAAAUAGAGAACAACACAGGCGUGACCUGUUAAUUAAAUGAAAACAAUAAUUUAAGUUACAGAGCAGAUUAAAUUCUAGUUUUACUUAUUCUGACUUUCUGUAAGAUUUAACUUACUAAUAUAUAAUACAUUGAAUAAAAAAAUUGAUACUUUAAGUAUUUGAUUAUACUAUAGUUUAUAAAAUAACAUAUAUGCUAUUUUUGUAACUUUUCUUCUAUAUUAUGUUAUGUUAUAUCGAGAGAGUAUAUUAAUGUAUUGUAAUUUACAGACUAAUAUACAGGGUGAGUAAAAAGUACCCGACCGGUAAAAUAUGGAAAAGUAUGGAAGAUACGGGAAAGUCUUUCAGACAAAAGUU